Ahaetulla prasina is the source of this 3530-nucleotide messenger RNA. It is a transcript of the gene RHBDD1, whose product is annotated as rhomboid domain containing 1. NCBI's taxonomy places the organism in Eukaryota, Metazoa, Chordata, Lepidosauria, Squamata, Colubridae. Gene Ontology annotation, cellular component: membrane. The transcript has 8 exons. Bases 923 to 1873 code for a protein of 316 amino acids. The record is from RefSeq and is a predicted model, not a curated record. Gene Ontology annotation, molecular function: serine-type endopeptidase activity.
AGAGGCAACGCAUUAAGCUUUCUCUCUUGCCCCCAACCACGAGACUGACCAUGCACACCCAAUUGAAGAGAGGACGUAGCUACCCUAAGCUGCCGAUCCGCGGCUGCAGCUCUCCACCCUCUCUCCUUGGCGCAGGAGACAACCCUGCGAUUCAGCCAAUUCAACGUUGCAGCGCAUGGGAAAAGUUACCCCGGCAAUUACGGCUCAAAUUUAAUUUAAAAAAACAUCGAAGGAAAGAAAGAUGGGUGACGAUGCGACCUCGCACCCCGCGACAUUAAAAAAAAAAGAAAAGAAAGGCACAGUUUAACGUGACGCAUGCGUCGUUCCGGAGGUUGAUUCAUCACAGAGACGGACCGCUGUUGCUUCUGAUUGAGCAGCGAGCGGGUCACGUGGGCUGUCUGUCUCCGGCGCAUAAACCUCGCCUUGCCGUAAUCGCACGCAACGCCUGGCGUAAAUUGGGCCUGUGGCGGUCUAGCGGAGGAUUUUCCAUUUCCGGUAGAGGAAGUGGAGACACUUUCUGAGUCUAGGAAUGGGGUCUUUCUCUUCCUCCUCCAAGUGGGAGGCAGGGAGUCUCAACGGAAAGGCUUUUGGGCAGGGCGGACCACCUCUGCUUUGUAACUUUUGAGUAAAUCGGCUCCUAAGGCUGUAGAACGGAAUGGGGAAGGAGCCGAUGUUCUAAUCUUCGAUUCACGGUCCUUGUUGAGGGUCUCCUCCGGUUCGGUAUAGGCUCGGUCUCGUUAUUCAGUCGCCCAGAAAUCAUAACAUCUAAGAUUACUGCAUAUUCUCUUACGAUCCAAUCAUUACAGGUCACUGUGUUCUCCUACUGACCUUCCCGCUUCCCUCUUUCUUUGUGCCCUCCAGAAUCUGUCUGGAUUUCUGCUGUACUCAAGUUUUAAUGUAAACUCAGUUCAAAGAAGAAACCAUGCAGCGAAGGCCCAAAGGAUUGAACACUGGAGUGCUUUUCCUCCUUUCUCAGCUCUAUCAAGUUGGGUUUCACAACAUUCCACCCGUCACGCUUGCAACUUUGGCAGUGAACAUUUUCUUUUUUCUACAACCCCUGAAACCUUUGGACAAAGCAUGUAUUAGUGUCAAUGAUUGUCUUUACAAAAAAGAUUGGCAUCGUUUGUAUCUUUCAGCAUUUCAUCAUGCAGAUGACUGGCAUCUAUAUUUUAAUAUGGUCUCCUUGCUUUGGAAAGGAAUUAAAUUGGAGAACAGACUUGGAACUAUGUGGUUUGGAUAUAUAAUUGCACUAUUUUCACUCCUUGUGGGAGCUGUAUACCUGUUUCUGGAAGCUAUACUGGCGGAACUUCUUGGUGAUCCUUUAUAUGAACAUCACUGUGCUGUUGGUUUUUCUGGAGUGCUAUUUGCUUUGAAAGUUCUUAAUAACUAUUACCAUCCAGGGGGAUCAACCAAUAUUAUGGGCCUGAAUGUAUCCAAUAAAUACUCUUGUUGGUUGGAACUUCUAGCAAUCCAUUUAUUAAACCCACGGAGUUCUUUUGCAGGACAUCUGGCAGGUAUUCUUGUUGGCCUAAUGUACACCAUGGGACCCCUGAAGAUUUUCAUGACAGCAUGUACAGGUGGCAAUGUAUUUCCAACUGGCUUUUCAGAACAAAGGAACAAUUACAGAAGAGGGAAUUUUAGAUACACAGGUAAUCCAUCCUAUCCACCAAACAACUAUGAUACAUAUACUGGUGGACUCUCUGAGGAAGAACAAUUUGAAAGAGCAUUAAGUAACAGUUUGAGAGAAAGAGGCAGCAAUACAAGACAUUACACCAACGAAAGGAGGCCAUAUGGCUUCUGGCUUUCACCAGAAGAACUAUCAGCUGAGGAACUCAGAAGGCAGAGACUUAAUAGAUUUGAGAGGUGGCAGUAGUCUUAAAGUACAUAUAUAAAGGGCUCUUCAUAGCUGUCAAAACAUGGUGAAUAUUGUUCAUUUAAGCCAUUUCUAUUUCAUAAAAUAUAUUUCAUGGAGGCUAUUUGAAGCUAUCUGUGAGUGAAUAAGUUGAAUAAAAGUUUACAGAAUAAAAAUUAAAAUUAAACAUAGAUUUGGUCAGGUUGCUGAAAUUCAUGACCCAUGAAUACAGCAUUUUUAUGAUCUCCAGAAAUUACUGAAAUUGAAGAAUGAUUUACUAUGGAAAUGUUUUUCUACAAGUUGCACAUUUAGAAUAUGACACCACCAUCCUACAAUUUUUAAUAUGGAUGAGAAAGUAACUGCGUAUCAUGAAUAUGUUGUAGCUAUUAAUUGUAGCUAACUAAUUAUUUUUGUAUACAAGAAGAUGUAUUUGUAUUUUUUUAUUAUGUUAAAGAAACCAAAGUUUGAAAACUUUGAAUUCUUCCUUCAGUCUCAUUUGAAGUAGAUUUUGGAAUUCACAUUGAUUAAUUUGGGUGCAGCCGAUUAAAUCUUAUUAAAUUUAUUUUAUAAGAAACAGCAACAGGAUAGCUUACUACAUUUUUAGUUAUUACGAGUUUGUAAAUAUAAAUUAUUCUGAUGUCCAUCUCAUAUCUUACUCCCUUUCCCUGGAAUAUUCAUCAUGGCCUUCCCAAAAUUGAAAAACUAAUAUUUUGUGGAAGGGGAGCGGGGGAAGGAGCAAAUUGGGAGUUCUGCCAUAGCCAUAAAAAUAUGCCAUAUAAUAUUUAUCAUCAGACAUUAUGAUUUGUGAUUUAACUUGUUCUGAUAAAAAAAACCUCUCCACACUUCACAUUUCAGUUUAUAUCAAGUAUUUUUUCUUAAACCAUUGUCAUAUUUUCUACUUGAGAUCACUCAGUGCCUUCCCCAAUAAAGUGUAUAUUAAAAAUCAUAUUUUAAUUUUCUUGAAUAUUUUUUGCAUUUUUAUAAUAUUUUCAAUGUUCAUAGUACUGCUGUCUCCAUAGUUUGUUAAUGAACCACCUAUGAGCUCUGUUGUUGCAACUUGGUUAUUUACUAUCUAAACCAAGACAGAUGAUCUAAUGCUGAUUUUGAGCUUCAGAACAGGAAUCAGAAUUGAUCAUGGCUCUUCCACAAUAUGCUUCAAAGAUAUGCACAGAGGCCAUACUUUUGGGCAGUGAGCUUUGGACUCAUUAAGGCAGGCUCAUGGAGGACCAUCCUACAGGGAAGGAAUGAGAUUUGAAAGUACACAAAAUUAUCUGCUACAACAUCCUACCUGUCAAUGACUACUUCAGCUUCAACCGCAAUAAUACAGGAGCACACAAUAGAAACAAACUUAAGGUAAACUGCUCCAAACUCGAUUGCAGAAAGGAAUAUGACUUCAGCAACAGUGGUCAAUGCCUGGAAUGCACUACCUGACUCUGGUUACUUCCCCAAACCCCCAUAACUUUAACCUUAGACUCUCUACUAUUGACCUCAUCCCAUUCCUAUCACGUCUGUAAGGGGCGUACAUAAGCGCACCAACAUGCCUGCCGUCCCUGUCCUACUGUCCCCAUUUAUUGUAUCCUUAUCCUGUAUUCAUAAUCACAUCUAUACUUGUAUCUAUAAUCUUAUACAUGUUUGACAAAUAAAUAAAUAUAAAUAAAUAAAAAAAUAAAACAAUGUU